Messenger RNA from Penicillium manginii, 426 nucleotides. RefSeq lists its product as uncharacterized. Lineage: Eukaryota; Fungi; Ascomycota; Eurotiomycetes; Eurotiales; Aspergillaceae. The record is from RefSeq and is a predicted model, not a curated record. Bases 1 to 426 code for a protein of 141 amino acids. The transcript has a single exon.
AUGUCUACACUAGAGAGCUUGAAGAAGAUGAUUGAUAAAGCCGAGUAUAUUAAGACAGGACAAACCACUUUGCUUGGGAAAAAUGUUGCCAUGAUUUCACGGAAUUGUUCAAAAUACACGGCAUUUGAACUGGGCCAAGUCCGACCCAAGGAUGGCAGUGAAUUGAAGAAGCUUGGCAACAUCGUCAACAAGUUGAAGUUCGGUUAUGAUGAAGUCUAUCCGGUGCCUACUCCCUUCCUUCCGAAGGAUGUACUCCUCCUGAACGCUGGUACAGUCUCUUCUGAAGACGUCCAUCGUUAUCAAGAGGUCGGUUUUCUCAUUUGGGCAAUGUACAACACUCGCGUUGACUUUACCUUCUCUGUCACCAGGGUCUAUUGCUGGCUUAGACUCAGUCUAGCCCGGGGUAGGGUAGGGUUUGGCCCGUAG